AUGCCAAAGGUUCACCACCAGCUUUUAACAGUUCAGCUGGGAUACUGCAAACACUCACUGCUUUACAAAACUUGGAGCUUGGAGCUAGCCCCCCUAGCUUCAGUCUUCUCACCUCUGAGACAGAAGCCAUCCCAACUCUCAGCCAGUCCCCUCAAUUGCCCCACAAGUAUCAUUCCAGGCUGGCGGCUGCCAGAACGCAGGCGGGACAAACCCAUCCUUUCAGCAUUGGGAACCAUUAAUUAUAAUGUUUCAAAAUUUUUCAUUCCCAUUCUAAAACGCCUCACUCUGAAUCAAUAUACCAUACAGAACACCUUCACCUUUGUUCAAAAAUUAAUUGAGAUCCCACAUGCAAAUGAUUAUGUCCUAGCUAGUUUUGACGUCACUAAUUUGUUCACUAAUGUCCCUCUAGACGAAACCAUAGCCAUCAUUAUGAACUCUUUGUUUGAUAAAUCUGAUAAAGUUUUGGGAUUUAAUAGAAUGUAUUUUAAAAAACUUUUGGAUAUUGCCACAAAGGAUAUAAUGUUUUGGUUUAAUGGAACUUUAUACAAGCAAAUUGAAGGGGUUGCAAUGGGAAGCCCUUUAGGACCUACUUUAGCGAACAUUUUCAUGUGUUAUAAUGAAAGUAAAUGGCUUGAAAUUUGCCCUAUAGAAUUUAAACCCAAACAUUAUUUCAGAUAUGUUGAUGAUACUUUAUUGUUAUUCAAAUCCGAAGAUGAAGUUAACAAAUUCUUGGAAUACCUUAAUAAUCAACAUCCUAACAUUAAAUUUACUUGUGAAAUUGAACAGAAUGGACACCUUCCCUUUUUGGAUAUUGAUAUUUCAAGGGAUAUGAAUUCUUUUGUCUCCUCAGUCUAUAGAAAACCAACUUACACGGGUCUAACAACUAAAUUUAAUUCUUAUAUACCUAUCAAAUAUAAGGGGAAUUUAAUCUCUACGCUGAUUUUCAAAGCAUUCAAAAUUUCCAAGGAUUAUUUUAUCUUCAUUAAGGAAAUUGACUUUAUCACAAAUAUUCUAAGAUUGAACAUGUUCCCAAUUAAUUUUAUUGAAAAGAACAUAAGGACAACUCUCAAUAGACUUUUGGUCCCUGUAGAACCCACAUUGACUGUCUCUAAGGAUGUAAUUUAUAUGAAACUACCUUAUCUUGGAACUAUUAGCCACGUAUACAAAUUCACGUGCGGUAGCUGCGAUGCUACUUACAUUGGGAAGACUUCCCGUAAUCUCUUCAUGAGAAUUGAAGAACAUAAAGCGUCCCUUGGUGGCUUACAGUACACGUCACCUGCUGCACAGCUCUUAUUUCCAUGGAUUUUUCUUGACCUCGGAAGGCCUGGCGCCUCCCGAGAGAUAAGGCGACUGGCUGGAAGGGAAGACGUUGCUUGGGAAGCGCUUGGCGGGCUGAGGCGCGAGAAUGAAGCUGUGGAUAAUCUUUCUCGUGUGCGUUAA
Penaeus vannamei (Pacific white shrimp) is the source of this 1440-nucleotide messenger RNA. The record is from RefSeq and is a predicted model, not a curated record. Lineage: Eukaryota; Metazoa; Arthropoda; Malacostraca; Decapoda; Penaeidae.